UGCAACGUGCAGCCGUGCGGCGUGUAGCGCGCAGCCUGCAACGUGUGCAACGUGUGCAACGUGUGCGACGUGCAACGUGGUACGAAAGCAGCAGCGCGUCGAAAUCAGAGCCAACGAAGGGUGGGCGGAGUCGUCGUGGCCGUGGUCGUGGUCAGAGUUGUUGCUACCGCCGCCGUCGUCGUCGUCGUCGUCGUCGUCGUCGUCGUCGUCGUCGUCCAGCUGAAAAUUAGCGAAAGCAAAGACCUAACGAUCGUAGGCAGUUUCGUCGGCUCGAGCUGCGAGCUGCGAGCCGCGUGCAACGGAAAGUGCCGAGGAGUCGAGGAGACUGAAGAAAAUACUGCGGGCGGCGGUAGCAAUGACGCGUCACUCCUCCUGCCCCACGUUCCUCGCGGCCCAACUCGACGCUGUCGCCGAUACGUGAUCAGUCGAGUCCAAAGACGUUUCGCGACCGCGGAUUCGCCAAUUGCAUCGGAACGUCCUGAUGGUGAGCCCGCACUCCGCGAAAAUGAAAAGCCGUUCGCCGCCGCCACUUUUCACCGAAUCAAGAUAAAGAGCGGGGCUCGCCUUGAACCGCGGAUACCACGCGACAACACGAGCGACCAAGGAUGGGCGCCGAGAAGAUUUGCGGCCAACAAAUUCUCCGGCUACGAAACAGCGUGAACGACAGCUUCGCGGCGAGCAAAUUUCUGGAAAAAGUCGAGCAACGGCUCAGCGUAACGUCAUACUUGUUUCGGAACGAUCGCUCAGGAAUGUCAGGAUGAGAGGAGGGACGCUGCUGGGAGGAGGAAUAAGAUCAAUCCGUGGAACUUUUCUAAGAACGUUGAUAGUCAUUUUCCUUGUCACGUUUCUUUGGCUUCAAAUUCACGUGAUCAGCCUAACCGGUCGGGACUCUACCGGCCAUGCCUCCCCGAACGAAACGCUGUUCGCUCUUGUACCGCAAGAGUUGCACAGGUUUCUGAAGGAUCGUCGAAACGGUUCGUCCUCCGCUCCGAACGGUAGCUCGGAGGGUCUUACAGAGUUCGAGAUAGCGGAGAUUCGACGGAACAUAGAGAGAGCGAAUGCCGAGCAGAAAGUGUACAACGAGGAGGCGUUCGGCCCGCUGGCCACCGACGCGCCCGUGAUAGUGGUCCAGGUGCACACGCGUCUCACCUACCUGAGACACCUGAUAGUAUCGUUGGCGCAGGCCAGAGGCAUCGAGCAAACCCUACUCGUCUUCAGUCACGAUGUCUGGCACCCGGACAUCAAUUAUCUAGUGCAGAGCGUCGACUUUUGUCGCGUGAUGCAAAUCUUUUAUCCCCACAGCAUACAGACGCAUCCGCACUCGUUUCCCGGCGAGGAUCCCAACGAUUGUCCGCGAAACAUUCGCAAGGAACAGGCCUUGGAACUCGGCUGCAUCAACGCGAAACAUCCGGACCUCUAUGGCCACUACAGGGAGUCGAAGUUCACGCAGACCAAGCAUCACUGGUGGUGGAAGGCGAACCGCGUGUUCGAUCAGCUGUCGAUUACGAGAAAUCACACGGGCAUGGUUCUCUUCCUCGAGGAGGACCAUUACGUCGCCGAGGACUUUUUGCACGUUCUCAGGCUGAUGGAACGCACCUGCAAGCACAGCUGCGAGAAGUGCAACGUUCUGUCAUUGGGAACCUAUCUCAAGACGUAUAAUUAUUUCGCCGAUUUCAGCCGGAAGUUCGUUGGCGUCAACAGCGCCCUGCAAAAGGAGCUCCUACGCGGACUAAAGAGAUGGGACACUUCGACGGGACAGCAACAGCCGGCGAAACCGGAGGGCAGCGGCAUCGUUACCGGAUCCGGGACCGGGACCGGGACCGGUACCGGCACAGGGACCGGAAGCGGCACCGGAACCGGCACCAGCACCGCCGGAUACUCCAGCUCGAGCGGGAACGGCAGCGGGGCCGCAAGGACCGUGUUAUCCGCCGGUCGGAACAACGCGCUCACGGCGCAACCUGUUCCCGCAUGGGCUUUUCAGCUCCUACCCGGUCUCUACAAUCAUUAUCAAAAGGCCGAGGUGAUCUCUUGGAUAUCGAGCAAGCAUAACAUGGGCAUGGCGUUCAAUCGCGUCACUUGGAACAAGCUGAGAAAGUGCGCCGCGCAAUUCUGCGCGUACGACGACUACAACUGGGACUGGAGUCUGCAGCACAUAGCGCAGUCCUGCAUGCCGCCGAGCAAGGGAGCCGGGGUCUCGCCGCGAACCGAGUCCGGCUUGGUCACGAUGAUGAUGAGGGCGCCCAGGGUCUUUCACAUCGGAGAAUGCGGAGUUCACCACAAGAAGACGAACUGCGAAUCGACCGCCGCGAUCGCAAAGGUUCAAAACGUGUUAAAGACCGCUCAGCAUCAUCUUUUUCCCAAUCAACUGACGCUGACCGUGGCUGGCACUGCGAAAAAGACGAAACUCAGAAAGGGCAACGGCGGAUGGGGGGACAUUCGAGAUCACCGACUGUGCUGGAACAUCACCGUUUACCCGGAUCUCGCUCUGCCGUGAAAUCGAAACGCGACCGAGUCGCUGCGCCGUCUCUCGACGGUUCGUCUCAACGGUUCGCCCCGACGUUUCUGCCACGGCACCACGGCUCCUCCGUACCUCGGAUUCCCGUGGAACGCGAAAGCUAAUCGCGCGCUGCCUCCGCGUAUCCUUUGAUUUCCAACGAAAGACUCUCCUUGUACAAGUUCCUCCGGCGAAACUAGACUCGCUUUCACGCGAUUCCUGGGUCGAGCCUCUUCCGUAUCGUCGCAAGAUUACUCGGACUUGCACGCCUAGCGACUCGAUUACUAAAUUACGAUUACGCGAACGCCGUGCCGGCGUCCGCCGUUUUUGUCACGAACAUCCGCAACGAAUCGACGUGACCCAGCGUAUAACUAGUUAUCAUCGCGACUCGAGCCUAUGCAAGUAGCUGUACAUUUACUUUCCCCGCCGUUUUUUCUCCCUUUUAAACACACGUACACACGAUACAUUCACACGCACGCACGCACACGCACACGUACACGUAUACACGCGCGAUCACGCACACACGAGACCUCUCUUUAUCCCUUUUGUCUCUGUUUCUAUUCAUCGAAGAACCCUAACGCGCGAACGAACGAGCCACAAGAGAACGUUCGCGACAAGUCGAAUCGCGAAGCGACCUCGCGAGAACCUUUGCCAUUCACGAACCGAGUCGAAGUUAUGUCGAGUCGAGUCGCGACAUAUACAUAGGGUACAUUUUAUAUUUAUAACGACGUCAACGAAAAUAAACGAAUCGACCGAUUUUCUCGUACAUGUUUU
Messenger RNA from Megalopta genalis, 3268 nucleotides. RefSeq names its product alpha-1,6-mannosyl-glycoprotein 2-beta-N-acetylglucosaminyltransferase (gene Mgat2). Gene Ontology annotation, cellular component: Golgi stack; Golgi membrane. The record is from RefSeq and is a predicted model, not a curated record. Gene Ontology annotation, molecular function: alpha-1,6-mannosylglycoprotein 2-beta-N-acetylglucosaminyltransferase activity. Gene Ontology annotation, biological process: protein N-linked glycosylation; oligosaccharide biosynthetic process. NCBI's taxonomy places the organism in Eukaryota, Metazoa, Arthropoda, Insecta, Hymenoptera, Halictidae.